Molecule: messenger RNA, 219 nt
Organism: Penicillium cataractarum
Lineage: Eukaryota; Fungi; Ascomycota; Eurotiomycetes; Eurotiales; Aspergillaceae
Exons: 3
Coding region: 1-219 (72 amino acids)
Source: RefSeq, a predicted model, not a curated record
AUGCUUCAGGAAUUAUAUUAUGGGACUAGGCCUGGCGCGAUAGUCCAAGGAUGGCCCUCACAAGGCGGGAUCUAUACGCUUCAGGUAUCUAGCAGAGUAGAGAUAGAUUUCCUGGAAUUGGACCCAUUUAACAGCACGCUGUAUCCAACCAAUUCCGAUCCUGAAUGGCAACCAAAAGAUAAUAAGCACCACUGUGAUCUAUGCGACGUCUUGGCCUAA